Molecule: messenger RNA, 450 nt
Organism: Closterium sp. Naga37s-1
Lineage: Eukaryota; Viridiplantae; Streptophyta; Zygnematophyceae; Desmidiales; Closteriaceae
Source: the annotation of a GenBank genome assembly
AUGGCCACUCUUCGCUCCGCGUUCAUCCUCGCAUUGGUCCUCGUCUCUCUCCCUGCGCUCUAUGCCGCGGCUGCGCCACUGCGGGGUGACGUGGCUGGUGGAAUUGCAGGCGUGGACGCGGCGAGUUGGGGCCGCAAGCUGCUGGAAGCGAGCGGCGGUGACGUGGACGUGGGUGGCGAGGAGGAGGAGGUGGGGGAGGCGACGGACGGGCUGGACGAGGCGGUGCAGGUGCUGCUGAGCUGGAAGAAGAUCAAGAACGGGAUCAAGAACGCGGCGAAUCAGGCGGCGAAGAGCGAGGCGGGGCAGAAGGCGGGAGGGUUGGUGAAGAAUGUGGUGAAGAAGGGCGGCAAGGAGGCGCUCACGGCUGCAGUCAACGCGUUCCGCAGCGGCAAGGGCGCCAAGGGUGCCCUGCAGGCGGGCUCUGGCUCGUUCAUGCUUCUUCUACCAUAA